This is a messenger RNA of Impatiens glandulifera, 576 nucleotides long. Its product is annotated as vegetative cell wall protein gp1-like. The transcript is spliced from 2 exons. The record is from RefSeq and is a predicted model, not a curated record. NCBI's taxonomy places the organism in Eukaryota, Viridiplantae, Streptophyta, Magnoliopsida, Ericales, Balsaminaceae. Bases 1 to 576 code for a protein of 191 amino acids.
AUGCGGACUUCGCAUCUAGCUGCUCAAGCUUCAAAUUAUGCAUUGCCACGAUUCCAAGUAAUGCUCGAAUCAAAUUUUGCACCUAGUCCUAGUCCUAGUCCUAGUCCUAGUCCUAGUCCUAGUCCUAGUCCUAGUCCUAGUCCUAGUCCUAGUCCUAGUCCUAGUCCUAGUCCUAGUCCUAGUCCUAGUCCUAGUCCUAGUCCUAGUCCUAGUCCUAGUCCUAGUCCUAGUCCUAGUCCUAGUCCUAGUCCUAGUCCUAGUCCUAGUCCUAGUCCUAGUCCUAGUCCUAGUCCUAGUCCUAGUCCUAGUCCUAGUCCUAGUCCUAGUCCUAGUCCUAGUCCUAGUCCUAGUCCUAGUCCUAGUCCUAGUCCUAGUCCUAGUCCUAGUCCUAGUCCUAGUCCUAGUCCUAGUCCUAGUCCUAGUCCUAGUCCUAGUCCUAGUCCUAGUCCUAGUCCUAGUCCUAGUCCUAGUCCUAGUCCUAGUCCUAGUCCUAGUCCUAGUCCUAGUCCUAGUCCUAGUCCUAGUCCUAGUGAGCACAUGAGAUUGAGCAGACUCACCCCUAGCUCAACGACUUAG